AUGCAUGAAGGUGACUCUGAAUUAGUAGAGUCGAAGCUGCAGAACUUUGAACACCGCCCAUCAAACAAUCUCACGUUUGUGGAUCACGUUGCAUAUUUCACGGAAUUAAUCCAAGAAACAGUGUACGAACUAGAAAAACAUGGAUGGUGGAAUCUUAAAAUGAUAAACUACACGCAAACAAUUAAGCAAACUAUUUACGACUGGAAUUUUGAAGCGACAGCGACUUACCACGACGGAUUUUUGAUGUCCAUAGAGAGAAUCGAUCUCAGGGACAUUCGACAACGUUUCGAUACAAAUUCUACCACACAGGAA
This is a messenger RNA of Hyposmocoma kahamanoa, 312 nucleotides long. RefSeq lists its product as uncharacterized. Lineage: Eukaryota; Metazoa; Arthropoda; Insecta; Lepidoptera; Cosmopterigidae. The transcript is spliced from 4 exons. The record is from RefSeq and is a predicted model, not a curated record. The annotation marks the transcript as partial.